This is a messenger RNA of Nilaparvata lugens (brown planthopper), 2365 nucleotides long. Its product is annotated as transmembrane protein 209. The record is from RefSeq and is a predicted model, not a curated record. Lineage: Eukaryota; Metazoa; Arthropoda; Insecta; Hemiptera; Delphacidae. Bases 268 to 1833 code for a protein of 521 amino acids. Gene Ontology annotation, cellular component: membrane. The transcript has 12 exons.
CUUGUUGUAAGGGCGAAGGGGGAAAGACGAAAGAAACGAGUCGAGUGUGUUUCAUGUAUAGUCGAGUAUUAUUUUAUUUUUGUUACUAAUACAUUUAUGUAGUCAUGAUUUAUAAUUCAUCAAGAUUUAAAAUUUAGAUCUCUCAAGCUUAGUCUACCCAUCAUUUCUUCGUUGACAGAGGAACAGGACUCUAUAGUUACAUACUUACAUUCGGUGCUUUGAGGUGCCGCUUUUUAGUUGCUCAAGACUGUUUGAAAGAUUACAAAAAUGAAGCAAACUUAUCCAAAUGGACUGAUGACUCCCGUCAUGGAGAAGACAUUGAUCAUGAAUCGUAACGCUCAAACUGUGAAACGGAGCCUUUUCUGGGGCUGCUUCAACGCUGCUCUCUUGGCUGUUAUUUCAUACGAUAUAAUGAAUACCUGUGCUUUAUAUUCAGAUACGCUGCACAAUAUCGAGUACUUCGUAGCUGCCGUCCUAUUCAUGAAUACAACUUAUCUAUUCUCGAAAUAUUUUUGGUCAUCAGUAAAUCUCACAACAGUAGAAAUGACUCCAAAGCAACAAAAACUUCUUGGAAAGAAACCAAUGGAUCCGCAGCUAGCCAGAGUCGCGAGGUGCGAAGUUUUUUCUCCAGGCACUCCGCUGAACGGUCCCGCCACACCCAUGAAUCUGUCAGCCGUCAGUUGGAUGUCAUCUCCUUCCGUCGUCUCACCGUCUGAUCUGGAUGAGACCUCCGGUUGUGUCAACUACUCUCUGUCGUCCUCAUCUUGGAUUUAUACUCCUGGAUCUCCGCAGUCGUUAGUCUCGUCUUCUUCUCCGCGAAUGAUGACAAUGUCGCCCGAUGAGUUGAUUCAAGACGAACAAUCGCUCAGAAACUAUUUGAAAGAGUACGAUGGAUUUGAAAAGAGCUCACUUGUUGGCUCAAGCGUUGAACAGCCGUCGAAUCUGCUGAGUACGUUUUGGUCACAUCCGGUCACCAGGAGUCCCACAGAAGCCAUGCCCAUGUUGAGGAGGUGCACCUACCAGCUGGCACCUGCUACACCAGUGCAGGCUAUCAAUACUACACGCUCUAACGAUGAAUCUGGAUCCCCAUUCUCUCAUUGCGAUGCUGAAAUUUGGAGACAAUUCAACAUCAACUCAAACAAUUUAAUCGGCUGGACUGCUAAUUUACGGAUGUGGAUAUCUCAAACGAUUCUGGAGCGUCUGGUGUCUGAGAUAAAAACUCUGAACUCAAGCUUGCAAAAUCAGGGCUUGGUAGAUAUUUGCAUUGGAGAAGUUGGAUUGGAUAGACUACGGAAAACUGCACAAAUUCCUCAAGUUGUACAAAACAUUCCAAGUCUUCCUGCUGUUGUACCGUUCUUGGAAGUGUCACCCAACCAAGAAUACGUUGUCGCUCGGAUUCAAGAAUUGGCUAAAGGAGGAUCAAUGAGCGAUUUCAAGUGGAACUCUGGAGGAUCUUUCGAUGGAAAGGAAUGGAGUGAGCAGUUGCCUACUGAUGCUGCUCUGGUGCUGCACUUAUGGGCGACUUACUUGGACUCCCAGCUUCCUCCGCUGCCGUUCACACCGGACGAGCGACCGUUCUCGUCACUCUACCUGCUCAAAGCACCCAACUCAUGCCCCAGCAAAGUGCCCAUCGCAAUCAGUCAGGUCACCAAGCAGCCGCCCCAUUACCAACUCGUUGUUGGUAAAGACACCUUGAACAUUCCCAAGGGCCGUAACAAUCUCUUCUACACGAUUCUAUUGUUCCUGCAUCACGUGAAAAGCAAAGAGCAUGGAAUGUUGGGUCGCAUGAAUCUUGGACAAUCCGGUGUAAAUAUGCUUUGGAUCUUGGGCUAGUCCUACAGAUCGACUUUUACUCAAAGUGAUUCUUGAUGAGUAACUCUUAAAAAAGUUGAUAGUUUUUAUCGGCCAGUACUUGAAAAUAUAAUAUCCCAAUUACUAUAUCUUUGUUUAUGAAUCGACUGUGUUUUGAGACAUGAUAUUUUAUCAUUAUAAGGUUUUGAGACAUGAUAGGCCUAUUUUAUCAUUAUAAGAUUUGUGAAAUAAGAGUUAAGCUAUUUUAAUUAGAUUGUUUGUAAAUAGAUUUUUGACUUGAUUGAUUCUAUGACCUUUUGUAACUUGAAAAAAUGAUCUAUAUGUGCAACUCACAAAAUAAAUAUUAGAUUUUUAUAUAAAAAAGAAAAAUAUAGUAUCCAUUUAUCUUGAAUUAAGAUGAUGAUUUGUUUUCAUUAAUCAGAGUUCUAACUGAUGAUUGAUGAUUUGUUCAGAAUGAUAAUUCUUAGUAAAGUUGAAAAAAUAUUAUGUACUGUACUGUUGAAGCCCAAUUGUAUAACACUUCUAAUAGGUUAAAGAAGCCAGUCUUUCCAAC